Molecule: messenger RNA, 3291 nt
Organism: Lodderomyces beijingensis
Lineage: Eukaryota; Fungi; Ascomycota; Pichiomycetes; Serinales; Debaryomycetaceae
Source: the annotation of a GenBank genome assembly
AUGUCAGAAGGAGGUGUGAAAAAGAGAAACAAGCCACUGUACUCGUGUGUCACUUGCAGGAGGAAGAAGAUAAAGUGCGACAAGAAGCGGCCAUGUCUGAGCUGCGUGAAAAUCAGCAUUGGCUAUACAUGCACGUAUGACACCAAAUGGAAGCCCAACAAGACCGCAGGCAGCGAUCGUUCUUCUAUAGGGUUUGAGCAGCCUCGCGAGUAUGCUCCAGACGUAGCCUACAACGGACGUUUUCACACAGUGUCAGACGAGACGCAAAUAUUGAAAACGAGGAUUGCAGAAUUGGAAAAGCUUUUAGACCAAAAUCUACACUCGGGGUCUUUGCCUUCGUCUGCGGCAUCGAUCCCGUCUCUGAUUCGCAACCUCAGAACGGGGCCAAUUUUGCCACCAACGGAUUCAAUUGCUCCCAAUCCGGUUGUCGAUGAUGGCGACGUGCUCAAUUUUUAUGAAGGCUACACGCCCAUGCGAAUCAAGGGGGUGGAGAGAAGGGCAAACAAUGGCCCACUAUCAGCAGUGGCGCUUUUGAAAAGAGACCCGGCGUUGGCAAUCUUGUGGAAUGCCAUUUGCCACAAGGGCUACAUCAAGAUCCUGGAUGUGCCAAAGCCCCGGGUGAUUGAAUCGUCGGCUAAUUCCAUGCCUCCGUACUCAAGCAAUGGCAUCACCGAGCAAUUUGAUAGGAUGUUUAAAAACAAGUACGUUGAAGCUGAUAAUUUUGAAGAAGCAACGCCCUACAAGUCUCGGACAAAAAAAAACAAAUUGGAGAAAUCCAAUAGUACGGAGGGUCAGGGUCACGAACUGGAGGGGUUUAUGAACCUGACGGGCGAUGUUCGCCUUGACCAACGGCAUGCGAAGAUAACAUCUUCACAAUUCGUCUUGGCUCGCACUAUAUUGGAAGGAAGGGUCAACCCUGAGAUGCAUUUGAUUGAGAAACUCAAGCAGUUCCUACCAAAGAAAAAAGCGUUUUGGACGCUUAUUGACAUGUUCUUUGCCGACAUCUAUGAAUUCUUCCCUUAUAUAGAUGAAGCCGAGUUCAAGAAGGAACUAAUGAAAAUUUUCGGUCCCGUGAGCUAUGAAGAUGAACCAUUUACACGGAUAAGUGUGGCGAGAAAAUUGGACUUGGCUAUCAUUUCGAUAUGUUUUUCAAUCUUGAGGAUGACCUUCUUGUCAAUAGUUUCCAAUCGCGACUGCGUAAAUGAAGCAGUUGUGAAAGCAGAUGAAGACUCUAUUAAGAAAUACCUAUUCCAGAAUCCAAUCACUUCAGUAAUCGCUGAUCUUGCCAGCUCGUGUCUUUGUUGCUUUGAUUUUUCAAGAAAGACAACCCUCACCAUCUUUUUGGCAUGUUUGUACAUGAGAAUCUAUAAGAAUUGUGCCCCCGAGGAAGGCGAUAUCGUCGACGGUAACGAUUCACAAAUCGCGACAGCGGUGUUGAUUCAAAUGGCUUAUUCAUUAGGGUUGAAUCGAGAGCCGGAUAAGUUGGAUGCUUGCAAUGACGAAAAGGCAAACAAUUUGGGGAGAAAAGCAUGGCAUUUUUUAAUGAGACUUGAUAUCAUCCAUUGCUACAAUGUCGGGAACCCCACGAGCAUACACCCAUCGCAUUACGAUGUUGAGCUUCCGUUUUUAACGAGCACCAACAGCAACUCCCUCGAUACUGAAAAGGAAGCAGCCGUUGUACAGACUUUCCGCUUUUUGGAUAGUCAAAUGGACCACUUGCGCAAGUUGAUUGACUUUUCGUUGGACAUUAAAAAGGGGGUCAAAUUAAACGUUAUAACUCGUGAUUUGCACGAGUUUGAAAUGAUUCUCAACCGGCAAUUCAGCGCCGUGAGCAAUCCUGCAAUUAAUCUUCGAAUCAUUCGUCGUGAGAACCAGAGUUUGGAGUUUCAAACGUUGUUCCGCAUCAAUAUGGGGAUCAAGACUGCCCUUAUUUCAUUUUACUUCCACAUAUACCUCCACUAUGAGAAAAAAUUGGACUCUGAGUUGGCGUUUUUCUAUCUUUGCAAGUUGAUGCUUAUCGUCAUUUAUGAGUUGUUGCCCAAUGUGGGUGACGUGUUGUGGGGCUACAUGAGCUCCAUGAAUGUGUUUGUCAACCACAAUAUCCAAUCUACUUUGAGCAAGAUUAUUGUGCUCAUUUUGUCUAGCUUGGUCAGGGUAACAUAUAACAUUUAUGCCAUGGAACGCAAGCCUCAACACCAGGCUACUCUCGCCAAUGACUCCGAGUAUCGGAAACAUUAUCAGACAUUGAAAAAAAUUUUGAAAAACUUGAAACUUACCGGGGAGUGGAUGUGUUCUUUGAUGGAAAGAAUGGGGUCGCGGUAUUAUUGCGCGUGGAGAUUGUCCAAGGCCAACAUUAUUCUUUUCCAAAAGGCCUCGGACCAGGAUUUCUAUGAAAAGCAUGGCAAUGGGUUGAAAAAGAUUAAAACGUUCCAAUUCACGCCAUCGCAGUUGGAUCAUUUCGACAUGUUGAUUGGAAUCUUGGCCACAAGUGCUGCAAAAAUUGCUCAAUAUGAAGAUCAUAUCGACAAGCCAACUCCCGAUUUCACUCCUCCUCCUCCUAUAGUUGUCAAUGAUGCAGUCGUUUCCUCGAACGCCAACAACAACAACAACAACAACAACAACAACAACAACAACAACAGCAACAACAGCAAGGAUAAUAGUAAUAAUAACAACAACAUCAAUAACAACAGCAACAACAGUAUCAAAAAUGGCAACAGCAACAGCAACGGCAAUAGCAAUGGCAAUAGCAAUGGCAACUCCGUGGCCGGAGCUGCGGCUGGUGCUGGGGAGAACACUUUGAAUGGAUUGUCUCCCACUUCAACUAUUCAUUCCAACGGCUCGGGGGUAUGGAAGGAGUCGAUGGUAAACGCACUAAGUGGACUCACUGCGUCGGCAAAGGACGACAUUGACCAAAUGUGGCUCCAGCUCACCGCCAUGAAUCGAGAUCCAAACCAGGACACAAUGGAAGAUUGGAUUCCCCAUGUGUCCACCUCGGGUGCUGGUGCCCCUGUGGCUGAUGAAAUCAACGUGUUUGCCCAUGCUGAUAAUAGUCCGUUAGCUGCGGGCGCAUCUAUGUCGCAGCAUCAUCAUCAAAAACAACAACAACAACAACAAGUACAAGAGCAACAACAGCAGCAGCAACAACAGCAAGUUAUGGCGCCGGCGCUUUUGAACGUGCUGUCGCAAGCAGCACCUAUUCGCCCGCUGCUUUUCAGAGAUCCUGGCUCACUGGUUUACAUUGAUCUGGAUUUCGAUUUGUCGUACCGAUACAAUUAUCAUGACAUUAUGUAA